Molecule: messenger RNA, 819 nt
Organism: Rotaria socialis
Lineage: Eukaryota; Metazoa; Rotifera; Eurotatoria; Philodinida; Philodinidae
Source: the annotation of a GenBank genome assembly
AUGAAUCGCUUGUUGGGCCACAAACGGCGAGCAUCAUUCGAUGUUAAUCAACCUCCGUCAUCAUUCAAAGUCUAUUAUUUAGGAAAUGUAGCAACAUCAUUAACACGAGGAGAUGGUUGUGCAGAUCGUCCAGCAAAAAUUCUUUGGGAUAUGCAUGUUAAAAAUCAAGGAUGUUUAGGCAGAAAACUUCGUUUAACAGUGACAAAUGGUGGUUUACAAGCGGAUAGUUGUAUAAAAGUCGGCGCGACAAAUGAGAUUACACUUUAUUGUACAAAUCGUAUUGCAUAUCAUCUUAUUGCUAGUAAACUUAAUCCAAAAAUGUUCAUUUGGGUUUAUAGACAUGUUAAUGUUCGAUCAGGCUUGACGACAGAGCUUCGCUGCCAUGCAUGUUUAUGUUCAAGUGAAAGUGACGCUAAAUCUCUUCUCGAUUUACUGCAUCAUCAAUUACAAGACUCUCUACGUGAAUAUGUACGUGAGAAAUAUCGUCGUCAAAUCAGUCGAUUAUCCAUCUUGUCAUCCUUGAAUUUACCGAAUCUAACAAUAUCAGAAAAAACAGUAAAUGAACCACCGAAACGUUUAGUAGCUCGAAGUCAAGCAUCAAAUUAUCGACCAUCAUUAGCUCGAUCAAUGUCAAAUAUUGGUCUUGGCCGUAUGGACGAUAUCGAAGAGAAUGACGAUGAACUCGCCAGUGAAGCAACAACAACAACAAUGUCGACAUCAUCAACAUCGUCGCUCGAUUUAGUUGCAUCAAAAUUGACUGAUUUAGACACAGACAAAAGAAUGAAAUUGUACGCACAUGCGCUGUCCGAUAUUUUGUGA